AUUUCCAUUGAAGAGAAAGAAAAAAAGUCUAAGCAAACACUAAAACCAUAGAAUAGUUACAAUAGUAUAGUAGUAGUAACCAAAAAUAUGGGAUUACAAAAUCAACUAAGUGACAUUUCUUCUGAAUCAAUCCCAAUACUAAUGGUGACCCUUUUCGCCAACGGCGUUAAUUAUCUCCGUUCCGUUAUCUUUACUUUCCUUCACUUCAUUGGUUUUGGUUUGGGUUUCUCUUCUUCCCGAUUAUUUCCCGAUCAGUUCGACGAUUCUUUAUAUGAAGCUGUCGGGUCCGGUCUGACCGGCGUUACUUUCCUCGCCGAGCAGCUCAAUCUGAACCGGCUGUUAUCUUAUUAUUACCAAGGGGAUGAAAAAACUGGUUCCGGUUCGGGGACUUGUGUGGUUUGCUUGAACCGGUUUGUUGAUGGUGAACCGGUGCGCAAGUUAGCAUGCCGGCACGUGUUUCACACGGAGUGUUUAGAUGGGUGGUUCAAUACGCUUAAUUUUAAUUGUCCGCUUUGCCGGUCGAGUUUGGUCUCCGAGGAGCGCGUGGUGAUCACGCGCCGUCGCGUUGCUGGUGAUUUGCUGACCUGAUUCUCGUUGAGCUGAGUGUCCAUGGUCGAUGAUGAUAUGAGACUCUUUCCUCUUUCCUUUUUCUUUUCUUCCAUUUUUUUGAUGAAUACAUUUAGAGUUAUUUCCUUGUUUUUUUAAGAACAUUUCUGACUGCCUCUUUUCUGCCACUAAAUAGUGAUGUAAAAAAGCUUUCAAUUUUGUUAGUAAGAGUACACUUCCAAUCCUCUAUGUAAAUGGGAAAACUUAUGUAUCUUUUGGGUUUUAGGUCUUUGAUAUAGUAAUUUGCUAAAGCUAUGUGUAUUUCCUAUUUA
This is a messenger RNA of Nicotiana tabacum (common tobacco), 878 nucleotides long. The record is from RefSeq and is a predicted model, not a curated record. Lineage: Eukaryota; Viridiplantae; Streptophyta; Magnoliopsida; Solanales; Solanaceae.